GCGGCAGCGCGGCAGCAGAAGCUCAGCUCCGCGGCUAGGGGUGGCGGCUACAAUCUGUCAGGUCGCCUCGCUCCCUUUCCUGCUGCUCCUGUGGCAGAGGGACCCUGUGGGUAUUGACAUACAAUUCACCCAUGCCUAUUUCCUGUAAUGGACAAACUUGAUGCUAAUGUGAGUUCCAAGGAGGGUUUCGGAUCAGUGGAGAAGGUUGUGCUGCUCACAUUUCUCUCAGCUGUUAUCCUGAUGGCCAUCCUGGGAAAUCUGCUGGUGAUGGUGGCUGUGUGCAGGGACAGACAGCUCAGGAAGAUAAAAACCAAUUAUUUCAUUGUAUCUCUUGCCUUUGCGGAUCUGCUGGUUUCAGUGCUGGUGAUGCCCUUUGGUGCCAUUGAGCUGGUUCAAGACAUCUGGAUUUAUGGGGAAAUGUUCUGUCUGGUCCGGACAUCCUUAGACGUCCUGCUCACAACAGCCUCGAUUUUUCAUCUGUGCUGCAUUUCUCUGGAUAGGUAUUAUGCCAUCUGCUGCCAGCCUUUGGUCUAUAGGAACAAGAUGACCCCUCUGCGCAUUGCGUUGAUGUUGGGAGGCUGCUGGGUCAUCCCCAUGUUUAUCUCUUUUCUCCCUAUUAUGCAAGGCUGGAAUAACAUUGGCAUAAUUGAUUUGAUAGAAAAAAGAAAAUUCAGCCAGAAUUCUAACUCUACAUAUUGUGUCUUCAUGGUCAACAAGCCCUAUGCUAUCACCUGCUCUGUGGUGGCCUUCUACAUCCCAUUUCUGCUCAUGGUGCUGGCCUAUUAUCGCAUCUAUGUCACAGCUAAGGAGCAUGCCCACCAGAUCCAGAUGUUAGAACGAGCAGGAGCUCCUGCAGAGAGCAGGCCUCAGCCAGCAGACCAGCAUAGCACUCAUCGCAUGAGGACAGAGACCAAAGCAGCCAAGACUCUCUGCAUCAUCAUGGGCUGUUUUUGCUUCUGCUGGGCUCCAUUCUUUGUCACCAACAUUGUGGAUCCUUUUGUAGACUACACUGUCCCGGAGAAGGUAUGGACCGCCUUCCUCUGGCUUGGCUAUAUUAAUUCCGGAUUGAACCCCUUUCUCUACGCCUUCUUGAAUAAGUCUUUUAGACGUGCCUUCCUCAUUAUCCUUUGCUGUGAUGAUGAACGCUAUCGAAGACCUUCCAUUCUGGGCCAGACAGUGCCCUGUUCAACCACAACUAUUAAUGGAUCAACACAUGUCCUGAGGGAUGCAGUGGAAUGUGGAGGCCCAUGGGAGAAUCAGUGCCACCCUCCAGCAACUUCUCCUUUGGUGACCUCUCAAACCACUGAUACUUAGGCCCCUGAGACAAUGACCUAGAAGACACCCAUGCCUCUGAGGGAGGACCAGGUCCUAUGCUGUGACUUGUGUAGGAUUGUACCCAGUAUUCUUACCUGAGGUUCUUUUAUCCACUGGUGCAGGCACCCCAUGCACAUCGGCUUUUCCUCUGAGAUU
Ochotona curzoniae (black-lipped pika) is the source of this 1470-nucleotide messenger RNA. It is a transcript of the gene HTR4, whose product is annotated as 5-hydroxytryptamine receptor 4. The transcript is spliced from 8 exons. Gene Ontology annotation, biological process: regulation of appetite; chemical synaptic transmission; adenylate cyclase-activating adrenergic receptor signaling pathway. Gene Ontology annotation, cellular component: plasma membrane. Bases 148 to 1314 code for a protein of 388 amino acids. Lineage: Eukaryota; Metazoa; Chordata; Mammalia; Lagomorpha; Ochotonidae. The record is from RefSeq and is a predicted model, not a curated record. Gene Ontology annotation, molecular function: G protein-coupled serotonin receptor activity.